CCUCGUUGGCUUACAUAAUCCGGUCACGUGCUGAAUUCAGGGGCGUCGACGACGUCAGUACUGGGAACCUUAGUCGGGUCUCGGGCGCAACCAGGAACCGGCCAGAGCACUGCGCAAGAUGCAGGCGUCUGAGUACUGCGUCUCGAUCUAUGGCGCCCUUUCGGGCUCGCGAAUACGCGAGGUCGAGAUCCUCAAGGCGAUCCCCCCAGAGAUCCAGGCCCUUAUCGACGCGGGGGACGACAUGGACGGCUUCUAUAUCAAGAAGUACUAUCCUCUGAUUGUUGUGCCGCAGGAGCAAAUUGUUGGAAUUCCGCAGGCGGUGCUGAUAACUGCGUUUGCAUACGCGAGAACCGUCUUUUACGAUCUGAUCAAGUUGGACAAAUGGACAGAUGAGCAGGCUCUCGAACUCUGUCGAACAUCUCUGGUGCUGAUCCUCGUCGGAAGCGAGAACGUCUCGGCGACCAAUGCGAGAAAACGCUUGAUAGAGGGGAAGUACAAAGCGACGUCGCUUGCACAAGAGUACCACCUCGUCAACAUCUUACUGAGCUCUCGUCUCAAACACCACAACAAAUCGCCGACGCUGUGGAGCUACCAUGAGCAUGUCCUGACAAAACGGAUACUGCAGUCCCACAGCGACGUAGCAGAUCGAGAUCGCGUCCGAUUUAUUGAGGAUCUGUGCAAGUCGGAGCUGAACAUCGUAUUUGUCUCUGCCGACUACCAUUUCAUGAACUACUACGCGUGGAAUCACGCUCGUUGGAUCUUGAGCGACAUGUACUAUCCGCUCAUGUACUCGCCCUCUGCGCGAUACUACUCAAUCGUCUUCAUCAAAACUUUUCUCGACUCCAUGGUUCGCAAAGUCCAGAAAUGGUGCGUCGCCCACUCAGGCGACUCUUCAGGCUGGUCGUUUUUCCGAUACAUCUUGCUCUUCUACAUCACAAACACUUUCCGCGAAGGCUCGUCGAGCUUGCCCACCGCAGCCAGCCAGAUCGACAACCCGCUCCUGCUCGAGUGUGUUUCUCAAACAAUCAAGUUUGCGACAACUGUUAGUCUUGCGCAUGAAUCAAUCUGGACGUUUCUGCGCAGCGUAUUAAGUGAUGCGCGGUACGUCAGUGAGCGGACCAAAAACUCGUACGUCGAGUUUAUCAAGACGUACGUCAAAAGUCGGCAGUUGGACAAAUACACGGUCCCGGAGUCGACUUCGAAAAAUGACGAGGUAGUUAAAGAGCAGACGCAGGUGUUGACAGAGUACCGUGAUCGCGAGGUUUGUGUGAUUGAAGGUGCGCUGGAGUGGAUCUCGGUGGUAAGGCAUCUCAGAGAAAAGCAACCAUCUGCAUAGGUGGGGUCCAAUGUAUUUAUGUGUCGACUGGUGUGGGUUAUGGAGUCUUCCGGUAAAUAAUAUUCUGAAAUAGCAA
Molecule: messenger RNA, 1412 nt
Organism: Myxozyma melibiosi
Lineage: Eukaryota; Fungi; Ascomycota; Lipomycetes; Lipomycetales; Lipomycetaceae
Exons: 4
Coding region: 119-1336 (405 amino acids)
Biological process (GO): protein prenylation
Cellular component (GO): cytoplasm
Molecular function (GO): protein prenyltransferase activity
Source: RefSeq, a predicted model, not a curated record